This is a messenger RNA of Lactuca sativa (garden lettuce), 1157 nucleotides long. RefSeq names its product adenosine-5'-phosphosulfate (APS) kinase 3 (gene APK3). The record is from RefSeq and is a predicted model, not a curated record. NCBI's taxonomy places the organism in Eukaryota, Viridiplantae, Streptophyta, Magnoliopsida, Asterales, Asteraceae. Gene Ontology annotation, biological process: sulfate assimilation. Gene Ontology annotation, molecular function: ATP binding; adenylylsulfate kinase activity.
GGAUCUUGUCUCUCUAAGCCCAGAGGCGGAAAUCACGGAACCGAGCGCGCAUUUUAGAGCGGGAGUUGCAAAAACCAAGGCAAAUGGCAUACGCGUAGGAUAGUGAAAGAGAGUGAGAGAGAGAGAGAGGUUUGGUCAUGAAAUUUAAGAGAUCCUAUUUUCCCCUAAAAUGGUUAUAAGUCUUGCUUGGAUUCCAAAUUCCACCGCACUCACAACCAACUCAUAAUAAUACCUGCAAAAACGUCCAUAUUCAUUCAUCAAUUGCAUUAAAACCUCCGCAAAUUAAAUCAUCUUCUUCGCAUUCAACGACUUCGAUUCUUCAGAACCACCUCAUUCCGUCUCCUUCAACCCCAAGGGAUCUAUGAUGUCUGUGAUGGGCAAUCCAACAAACAUUUUCUGGCAUGAAAGCACAGUUGGGAAAACCGAAAGACAAAACCUAAUCAACCAACAGGGAUGUGUUGUAUGGAUCACAGGUCUCAGUGGAUCAGGUAAAAGCACACUUGCAUGCUCAUUAAACAGAGAACUACACUCCAGAGGAAAACUUUCCUAUGUUCUUGAUGGUGAUAAUGUUAGACAUGGAUUAAACAAAAACCUUGGAUUCUCAUCCGAAGAUAGAACUGAAAACAUUCGUCGUGUUGGAGAAGUAGCUAAGCUAUUUGCAGAUGCUGGAUUAAUCUGUAUAGCCAGUCUGAUAUCUCCUUACAGAAAGGAUCGCGAUGCAUGUCGUGCAAUGUUGACAGAUGCAAAUUUUAUAGAGGUGUUCAUGAACAUGUCUCUUGAAGUGUGUGAAAGAAGAGAUCCUAAAGGCCUUUACAAGCUUGCAAGAGCUGGGAAGAUUAAAGGCUUUACUGGGAUUGAUGAUCCUUACGAACCACCUUUGAAUUGUGAGAUUAUGAUUGAAGAAAAAGAUGGAGUUUGUCCUACACCAUGUGAUAUGGCUGGACAAGUAGUUUCUUAUUUGGAUGAAAAUGGGUUUCUUCAUGCUUGAAAAUGGGUGAUCAACUUUGACUUGUUUGACCUUUUGAUUUUUGGAUGAAUAUUUUGAAGUUAAAAUAUGUGAACCUUUAAUCUUGUAGAAAUGAAAACUUUAGGUUGACUAAAAAUUGUCUAAUUGCAUAUUCGAUAUAUUAUAGUGUGUGAUGUCAUUAGUAUUUGAA